Molecule: messenger RNA, 624 nt
Organism: Lactuca saligna
Lineage: Eukaryota; Viridiplantae; Streptophyta; Magnoliopsida; Asterales; Asteraceae
Source: the annotation of a GenBank genome assembly
AUGUUGUUGGCAAAAGCUUGGCUACAAAUUUCAGAAGAUAGCAUUACUGGAAGUCAACAACGUGAUAAAGAGUUCUGGAGACGAACUACUGCAUACUAUGAAAAAAGCAACACGUCGAACGUUGCAAGAACUCAAGCCAACCUCAAAACGCAUUGGCAUUACAUGAACCCAUUUGCAGUUGCAUUUAAUCAAAUGUAUAUAGUGUUGAAAAGUCAACACCUCAGUGGAUGGUUCACUGCAUCUGGGGCAUCUAUGUCUUCAUCAAAUACGGAAUCUUUCAUUAACCUGGAUAAUGAUGAAGUUACAACUCGUCCAAUUGGUAGGAAUGCAGCAAAAAAAGCAGCAAAAGGGAAAGCUACCAAUUCCACUUCGUCAUCUGGUAAUAGGCUUGAUGAAAUACUUGAAAAACAUAUAGAAGAAAAUAAAAAGACUUUUGAACGCUAUCAAAACUCUUUGGAUAUGAAAAAUGCAUUGAAAGAAAGAAAGAUGAAGAUUAAAGAAGAAAAGGUAAAGAAUGAUGAAAUUUCAAUCAUUUUCAUGGAUCCCACUACCAUGUCGGAAGAUGGACGUGAAAUUUGGAGAAAUCGUUGUGACGAGAUUAAGAUAAAAUACAAUAUGAAGUAA